CAAAAGCUUCCCUACUCAAUUUAUCUGGGUCAUGAAAAGCUAACAGCUCUAUUGUGUAAAGCCAUCUGACCUGUGCUUCUCUUCUGUUGUCUUCCUUCAAGGCAUAGACUGGAUUGGAGGAGGCAGCUGUGAGAUUCUCUGAGACUCCGUCUGACACUGAGCAGAGGCAUCUGGCACGGAAAGCAAGCAGGAAAAGGACAACCAGAAGGUCAGUCCAAAGGUACCCAAAGCAGGUGGACUCUAGCUGUGUGCCGCACUAACUCACUCUGAGUCUGCUGCAAAACUGGGCAUUUCAGUCGUGAAGUUGACUUGCUCACUUCUUCACCAGGUGGCACGUGUCCUCCUUGCUGCAUUUCAGGGUGAUAUGCAAGAGAAUGAGAAUGAAGGGCGGCUAUCUCCGUUAUCACCAUCAGAAUUGGCCGUAACAAAUGAAUUAUGUGCAAUCUUGUCAGAAGAAGAAGAUCACGGAAGCCUGGUUUGGGACCUUCGCGAAGGAGGAGAGAGAGAAAGAGAUGCUGCCAUCUGCUCGCCAAGGAGCAAGGAAGUAGAGGGUUUCCUGACUCGCUGCAGGAAAUACCUGAGGAGUCAAGGCAGCUGUCGCAGAGUAGAGGCAAAGCAGGGACAGCAGGUACUGUGCCGGAGAGUGAAAACGAAGGGGAACCACAUGCAAUACCUGGAGGAGCCCAGCAUGAGAAGCCGGCUGUUAGUUCACCCCAGAGGAUUUGCUUAGGCACAAAAUCGUAUAUAUGCCCAGUGUGUGGGAAAAGCUUCACUUCUCGCUCUAGCCUUACUAGACAUCUAAGAAUCCACACAGGGGGAAAACCAUAUGAAUGCUUGGAAUGUGGACGAGCAUUUAUGGACAAGUCCAACCUUGUUAGACACAGAAUGACCCACACAGCUGAGAAACCAUAUGAAUGCCCAGUGUGUGCCCAAAGAUUCAGCCGUAGGGAAAACCUUAUGGUCCAUCAAAGUAUUCACACAGGGGAAAGACCGUUUGGAUGCCUGGACUGUGAGAAAAAGUUCCGACUCAAGAAAAGCCUUAUUAACCACCAAAGAAUUCAUUCAGGGGAGAAACCAUAUAAACAUGAGGUGUGUGGGAAACGUUUCAGAAACAGCAAAAGCUUUGCUAGACACAAAGAAAUCUGCCACAUGGGGAAUGAAUGCUCAGGAGGUGGAAAGAGCUCCUGCCAGGGAACAAUCCCGAUUGAAGAUCAGAGAGCUUACUGGGCAACACGGACUUAUAAAUGCUCACACUGUAAUGAGAGCUUUGCUGAUCCGUUGGGCUUGGAGGAACAUGAGAGAACACACAAUGGAGAAAGCAGCUCAUAACUGCGUGUUUGGAAAGAGGUUCCUUUGCAGCACAUGUUAUAUUUACAUCAAGAAAUCUUGGAGAAUGCAAGAUUAUUAUCGGAGCACCACAUGGCAGUUAGGAAAUUAAGCGAGGCCUGCUCUGAGUAUCCUGCUUUUCUGUACGCUGGAAAGCAUUUGCAUGGCGCUGGGCCUUUUUACAUUAGUUGCUGUCUGCGUGGAUCUUCCAGCAUAGACUUCUGCAGCCCAUUGAAGAUUUUAAUUGCAUGUUUUAUCUUGAGAGAUUCAAGAGUAUUAAUCAUUUUAUUCUUUUAUGGAAACACAGAGAGCAGCCUGAUACAUGAAGCUUGCUUUUUGCUACAGACUCAUACACUGCAGCCAAUGGUUGACAUGCAGAAUAUUACACCAACACACGUGUUAAACAGGAGGGACGUUUUCUGGCCACCUGCCUUCCUGGGGAAAGCUUUCUGCAGCUUCUGAAAACAUAUCCCUGAGGGCUGUGUAACUCACAGGGACAUGUGUUCCGGACACACAGGCAGCUUCCGAGGGAAAGAGAGUGACACAGAAACAUUGCUUGCCUGGGAGUGUGCGUGCACUCAAGAUGUGCCCACAAUUCCUUAUUCUGGAUGUCAGCUGAUAUUUUUAGAUCAAAGAAUAUUCACAUGACAAGAAAAUGGCCUGACUACUCAGAUUGUAGCAAAGUAUUCUGUGAUAAUCAGGCUGGAUUAACAUGGAAACCAUUCAGGGGGAAAGGAAACCUGAAUCUGCAUGGAAAAGCAGCCGAGAAGGAAGGGAAAUGUAUCAAAGACUUCUGUUGUUCCAACUGAAAUGUACAUGAAGAUACCAGCUGCUACUUUUCAGAUAUUUAACAUAGUUUCUUUUUAUCACUGCUUCUGUAUUGGACUGUAUUUACAUUGCUUAUUAAAAUUUUGUGAACUUUUUGGGUUUUU
Hemicordylus capensis (graceful crag lizard) is the source of this 2258-nucleotide messenger RNA. Its product is annotated as gastrula zinc finger protein XlCGF71.1-like. Gene Ontology annotation, cellular component: nucleus. The record is from RefSeq and is a predicted model, not a curated record. NCBI's taxonomy places the organism in Eukaryota, Metazoa, Chordata, Lepidosauria, Squamata, Cordylidae. The coding region runs from base 436 to 1329 and encodes 297 amino acids. The transcript has 6 exons.